Molecule: messenger RNA, 567 nt
Organism: Schistosoma turkestanicum
Lineage: Eukaryota; Metazoa; Platyhelminthes; Trematoda; Strigeidida; Schistosomatidae
Source: the annotation of a GenBank genome assembly
AUGUUCAAUUUUCUAGGCUUUGGCAAAGGUCUUGUUGGUGCUGUAACUCGUCCAGUUUCUGGUGUUGUUGAUUUUGCUAGUAGUUCAUUUGAAGGAAUUCGCAGAUUAGCUGAUACAACCCAAGAAGUUUCACGUGUUCGUCCGCCUCGAUUUAUUCGUUCUGAUGGAAUUAUCAGACCAUAUGAUAAACGAGAAGCUGAAGGUUAUCUUAUUCUUAAACAAGUUGAUAAAGAUGGUAUUCUUGGUCAAUAUCUAUUCCAUCUUCAUUCUAUUCGAGGCAAUAAUACAUUGGUUUUAACAACACACAAUCUACUUAUCAUAGAAUCUAUGAAUUUAUUGGGAACAUUUUCAAUUGAUUGGAAAACUUCAUUAGAAAAUAUAGCUGAAGUGCCAAUUAUCAAUAAAACUGGAAUAUUGAUUACUUUAAAAGAAAAACAAAAAAAAGUUUUUACAUCUGGUCAUCAAACAAAACAAUUCGAUUGUGAUCUUAAUUUAGCUAAAUUAAUGAUUAAUGAGAUCGAAUUGGCCAUGAAUAAAACACCUGAACAAUUGAAUUCGAAUGUUUAA